Molecule: messenger RNA, 3010 nt
Organism: Dicentrarchus labrax (European seabass)
Lineage: Eukaryota; Metazoa; Chordata; Actinopteri; Moronidae
Gene: cavin2b
Product: caveolae associated protein 2b
Cellular component (GO): caveola; cytoplasm
Molecular function (GO): protein kinase C binding
Source: RefSeq, a predicted model, not a curated record
UUGCAGAGAGAGAGAGAGAGAGAAAGAGAGAGAGACAGAGACAGAGAGACAGAGAAGGCGGGCGAGGUAGAGUUUCCACAGUUUUUCUACAGCAGUGAACUUUCUGCUGUUUUUGGUGUUUUUCGGUUUGAAGUUGAGUUGUGUGUGAGGACAGACUCGUCAUGGUGACCACAGAGACCCACCAGGCCCAGGACCUGCUGGUCCCCGCACAGAACCAGGACCAGCUAGACCAGGCAAAGGAACAGCAGGAUGAGAACCCGGCCUCCCCCUCGUCCCCCCUGGCAGGAUUCGACCCGGACACAAUGAGUCAGGGUCCCGUCAAUGCCAUCACGGUCCUCACUCUGCUGGACAAACUGGUCAACAUGCUGGACACCGUGCAGGAAAAUCAGAACAAGAUGGAGGUGCACCAGGUGGAGAUGGAGGGUGUGGUCAGAGGGAUCCAGGCUGAUAUGACCAAACUGUCCAAGAGCCACAGUCACACCUCCAACACGGUCAGCAAACUGCUGGACAAGAGCCGUAAACUGUCCGUCACCAUGAAGGAGGUGCGAGAUAAGAUGGAGCGUCAGGGACUCCAGGUGAAGAAGCUGGAGGCGAAUCACGCCCACCUGAUUAACAGGAACAACUUCAAAGUCCUCAUAUUCCAGGAGGAAAACGAGAUCCCCUCCAGUGUUUUCAUAAAAGAUCCUCCUCCAUUCCCUCGUGAUGAGAUUUUGGAAGAAGGCGAUGAAUCAGCACCAGGCAUCGUUGAUGGCAAUCGAUCCCAGGAGAGCGGGCUGCAGACCAUCGACCUAUCAUCUGAUGAGGAUGUUGGGCUGGACGCGGAGCUAGAGGAAGAGGAAGUGUGGCCUCAUGAUCUGGAGAACAUGGAGAAAUCCAGAGCUGAGAAACUGAAACGCUCCAGUCUGAAGAAGGUCGACAGUCUGAAGAAGGCAUUCUCCAGGCAGAACAUCGAGAAGAAGAUGACAAAGAUUGGAACAAAGAUUGUUUCUCAGGAGCAACGAGAGAAGAUCAAACAGAAAACCUCCAGCCUGAAGGUUUCACCUCUGACAUUCAGUAUCAGAAAGCCUCGCAGCAGCUCCGACUCUCAGCCCACUGAAGGCUCCACUCAGGCCGGGGAAGCAGUGAUCACUGAGGCUGAGGUCCAGCUCUCCCCGCUGGGCGGCACCGACCAGGAUGUCCCCUUCACCGAGGUCCACGCCCAACUGGCCCCAGCUGAGCAGGAAGAGAAGGAGGAGGAGAUGAAGGAGGAGGUGAAAGAAGAGGAGGAGAAAGAGGAGGAGGAGGAGGAGGAGAGGGGAGGUGAGGAGGCAUCAGGUGUGGAGGCAGAUCCGUUGGUGGUUUCAGAGGGAGUGAGUCAGGAGUACGCUCUGUCCACCACCCUGCGCCAGGAGGAGAAAGAGGAGGAGAAAGAGGAGGAGAAAGAGGAGGAAUCCUAAACACUCUUCAUGGAGUGAUCGAUCAGAGUUCAGAUCUGAGUUGUGAUCGAUCAGAGACUGAAGUUUUGUCUUGUUAUUGAUACAUAUAUUUUUAUUAAGUGUCUGCACACAGGUUGAUUGAUUGAUUCCAGAUAUCUGAUCAGUUGAUAUUUAAUGUUUUUACACGUCACCAUGAAAACUGCAUAUCUCCAAAACAUCAACUUUUAAAGAUCCGAUCAAUUUUUAGAUUAAAGUUUUGUUUGAAGUUGGAGAAUUUUAAUGUUUAAUUCUUCAACUGAUCUGAAAACCUAAAACUUUAAAACCUUAUGAUAUGUUGUUUUUCUUGGUCAGCAAUGUUCCUUUCAGGUUCCUUUUUACGUUUAUUUGUGUUUUAUUCAAAACCAGCUGAUAAUAACUAAUGAUCAAUAACAGAUAAAUCAAUAUAGCGUAAAAACAGUAGUGGAACCUGGUUCUCAGGGAUUACUGAGGUAAACAUGGUGCUUAACAGAACCCUGAGAACAUAAAACAUUACUCUAACAUUCUUCCAAUGUUCCUGUUGUGUAUGAAUAUACAAAUUUUUUCUCACCUUGAGGUUCCUCUAAAGUUCUUCUACUCUAUCCCAAUAAUUUCCCUAAUGUUCCUCAAAGUUUAGCCAAACAUUCAUCAAAAGAUCCCUUUAACUAAAGUACCUCUAAGGUUCCACUGAGCUUGCCCAUUGUUCCCCCAGGGUUCCCAUAGAGUUUCUCAGAGGUUCCUCUAAGGUUCACCUAGAACUCUGCUAAGGCACUCCCAAGUUUUGCCCAAGGGUCCCCAAAGCCCCUACCAGUUCCUCCAAAGGGUUUUCCACUAAAGUUUUUUCCAAAAGUUUCUCCUAUAAGGUUCCUCUACCUUUGUCUUAAGGUACCCCCAACAUCCUCUAACAUUGGUCUUCCAGCGUUUUCUUAGCAUUCCCUUAAAGGUUCUCCUAACAUUCCUGUGAGGUUCCUGCAAGGUUCCUCUAACAUUUCCCCUCGGUUCCUCUAAUGUUCCCCAAAGGUUCCGCUAACAUUCCACUUGGUGUCCCCUCUAGGGUUCCCUUAAGUUUCCACUGAUGUUUCCCCCAACUUUUUCUUAAGGUUCCUCUAAAGUUCCACUAAUAUUCUCCUAAUGGCCCUCUGUUACUGAAAUGAGUUCUAUCAGAAAUGAUCUGUGUGUUCCAAUGAUCAGUUAAUGAUCAAUAAGUCGAUCAGUUUGGUUCUUAUAGCCUCUGUGUGUGUGUGUGUGUACACUGAAUAAUAACAAUAUAACUGCAUAUUAUUCACCCUGAAGUAUUGAUAACUGACAAACUGAUCAACAGACCUGAUCAAACAGUUUGAUCUGUGACAGACUGAUGAUGUAUAUUGAUGAAUAUUGAUGACAUAAACAGUCUGUUUUGUUAAGAACUGAACAAUCAAACUGUUUUAUCUCUCUGUUGUUACGGUUUUUCAUUUUAUUUUGACAGAAAUAGAAACUUCCUGCUACCAAAGAACAUUUCCUGUUUGACUUAUGUUACCUGUCCGACUGUCAAUCAUCCAACAGGUGUGUGACAAUCACCUGAAAAUAAAGAAUAAAAUCAA